This is a messenger RNA of Morus notabilis, 1161 nucleotides long. RefSeq names its product rac-like GTP-binding protein RAC2. Gene Ontology annotation, cellular component: plasma membrane; cytoskeleton; cell cortex. Gene Ontology annotation, biological process: small GTPase-mediated signal transduction; actin filament organization; regulation of cell shape. The record is from RefSeq and is a predicted model, not a curated record. Lineage: Eukaryota; Viridiplantae; Streptophyta; Magnoliopsida; Rosales; Moraceae. Gene Ontology annotation, molecular function: GTP binding; GTPase activity; protein kinase binding. The transcript has 7 exons. The coding region runs from base 261 to 851 and encodes 196 amino acids.
GCUAAAGUAGGUGAUGAGGGCCUUACCUUAUUAAAUGCCAUUUUCUUGCCCUCCAUUUCUAUUCAAAAUUCAAACUCACCACCCUUACUUUCCACUACUUCCUUCUUAUUCUAGUUUUUCUCUUCAAUUCUUUUCCUCAAGAAGGAAAGAGAUAUUGCAGUUUGGUGCUCCAAUGGAGGUGAAAAAAAGAGAGAUGUAGAAAGGAUUCAAACAAACCAAGCGGAAUAGUUCAAAAACAAGAAGAAGGAAAAUAAAAUAAAAUGAGCACAGCUAGAUUCAUCAAAUGCGUCACCGUUGGCGAUGGAGCGGUCGGAAAGACUUGCAUGCUCAUCUCCUACACCAGCAAUACCUUCCCCACUGACUAUGUUCCUACGGUGUUCGACAACUUUAGUGCUAAUGUCGUAGUUGAUGGCAGCACUGUUAAUCUUGGAUUAUGGGAUACUGCAGGACAGGAGGACUACAACAGGCUGAGGCCUUUGAGUUACAGGGGUGCAGAUGUGUUUUUGCUGGCAUUCUCUCUCAUCAGCAAAGCUAGCUACGAAAACAUUUCCAAAAAGUGGAUCCCUGAAUUGAGGCAUUAUGCUCUAACCGUCCCAAUUGUGCUUGUUGGAACAAAACUUGAUUUGAGGGAUGACAAGCAGUAUCUUAUGGAUCAUCCGGGUGCCACACCAAUCACAACUGCACAGGGUGAAGAUCUGAAGAAGGCCAUAGGUGCUGCUGUUUACAUGGAGUGCAGCUCCAAGACUCAGCAGAAUGUGAAGGCCGUGUUUGAUGCUGCUAUCAAGGUCGUUUUGCAGCCUCCGAAACCGAAGAAAAGGCGAAAGAAGGCCAGACCAUGCGCAUUUCUCUGAAUCAACUUUCAUCCUUAUUGUAACAGCCAUAAUCCCUUGGAGAUUUUUCUUUCUUUCUUUCUUUUUUCCCUCUUUGUGGAAGACCCUUUUCUUUUCAUUUGAGUUUUAAUGUUUCCCCUUCUUGUAAUCUUGUCGUGGUUUUAUGCUUCUCAUGGAAUACUUGAAGGCAAAUUGUGUUGUAAGUUUACAUAUUGUAAUCUUGGUCAUAUACAAACCAAAUAAGCAGGACUGUUUAGGUCUUAGCGCUAUACCUGUUUUCUAUUAAGACGGCUAGAGCUUUUAAUGGAAAUGGCAAUGAAGCUACGUUUUC